This is a messenger RNA of Spirodela intermedia, 513 nucleotides long. The record is from the annotation of a GenBank genome assembly. Lineage: Eukaryota; Viridiplantae; Streptophyta; Magnoliopsida; Alismatales; Araceae.
AUGUCGGCGACGAAGCAUUCCGAUUCUGCCCCGAUUUCGGCAUCAGAUCCACAGCCGAACCAGAUCCAGGCGGGAAACGCGGCGGCUGCGGCGCCGGUGGCGGAGGAGGUAGGAUUCGCCGAGUGCGAAUGCUGCGGGCUGAGGGAGGAAUGUACGGAGGCGUACAUCGAGCGCGUAAGGGAGAUCUACGACGGUCGCUGGGUGUGUGGGCUCUGCGCGGAGGCCGUGAAGGAGGAGAUCUGCCGAUCGAGCCCUUGCCGCCCCAUCACCACCGACGAGGCGCUCGAUCAACACGCCGCCUUCUGCCGGAGCUGCCAGUCGUCCCCUGUCGCGGCCGACGCCAACGAGCACCUCAUCGCCGCCAUGCGGCAGCUACUCCGCCGCAGCCUCGACUCUCCCCCGGGAAUCCGGUCCACGCCUAGCAGCCCCAGCCGGAGGACCCCUGGCGAUGGGGAGCAUCCUCGGCGUUCCCUUGCUCGCUCCGACAGCUGCUUCCCCACCUUGGCAGGCUGA